AUGUUUCGAGCCCGGCGAUACCGAGCUCUGCUAAUAUUUGCAGCUGUAUUCGUCUUGGCUGUCAUUCAUUUUGGUCGAUCUCGCCAGCUCCCUACAGUGACACUGGGUGUUCCUCCACCUGUCGAUCGGCCAGGCUCUUACCCUCAAAGUCCACCCGCAGUGGACAACAAAGGACCUGCACCAGAGACCCCUCUACCAACGCCUCUACCGAAGGGCUCGACUGAUCCCAGUACUUCAGACGAAAAGGUCCCUUCGCAGUCUCCCCACUCAGACAACGGUUUAUCGACUCCUGAACGCCCCAAACCGUCAGACGAACCGCAGACUAAGGAGGAUGGGCCUCAUUUCCCAAACAACUCUGGCUCACAGAGUCAGGGUACACUAGAUUCGGACCGGCUCGAGGAUCUACCGGUGCCUCAUUGGAAGAAAUUGCCGGAGCGAUAUCCUGUCACACCCGCAGAUUUGAUCAAAUUACCGACCGGCAAAUCGAAGUCGCUACCAAAACUGCAGGCUAAAUUCUCCGAUGAAGCAUCUGAAGAUAAGAUCAAACGGCUAAACAGACUAUCCACCAUCAAGGCGACAUUCGAACAUGCAUGGAACGGUUACAAGAUGAAUGCCAUGGGUCACGACGAGGUCAUGCCGCUCCGCGGUGGAUUUCGAGAUCCUUUCAAUGGGUGGGGCGCAACACUCGUUGACACGUUGGACACCCUUUGGAUCAUGGGCUUGGAGCAGGAAUUCUCUAUCGCUGUCGAUCAUGUGAAGAAAAUAGACUUUACGACAAACAAGAAGAGCGAGAUUCCAGUUUUUGAAACGGCAAUCCGAUAUCUCGGUGGUUUACUGGGUGCCUACGAUAUCUCGGGACAUAAGUAUGAAUUACUUCUGGAGAAAGCAGUCGAAUUGGCGGAAGUCUUGAUGGGCGCCUUUGACACGCCCAACCGGAUGCCAAUGCUCUUUUACAAGUGGAAGCCGGGAGAUGCAUCAAAUCCUCAUCGUGCUAGUGUCAUGUCCGUUCUUGCCGAACUGGGCUCUCUUUCGGUAGAAUUCACACGCUUGGCGCAAUUGACCAGGGAUGACAAGUACUAUGAUGCAAUUGCACGGAUCACGAAUGAGUUAGAGAAAUUCCAAAGCCAAACUAGCAUGCCGGGUCUGUGGCCGAUGAAAGUCGAUGCUUCUGGAUGUACAGUUUCUCAAUCCCGAACUGGCCACGAGGCCCCGCGUGAUUUACCACGGAACUCUUCCAUUCCUACGGCUGCCCCUACAGCUGCUGAAAGCCCGAUCUCUUACCCGACUGACGCGGAAAGUUACAGAAUUCUUUUGGACGCACGCCAGCUCCAUGAAGACGCACAACCAGCCAUCUACGACACAAACCCCCAGAUCCCAGCUCCCAAGGCGCAUGAAAUUCCGACUUCAACUGGAGAGACUGCGGAGUACUGCAAAGGGGGGCUUACCAAUGCGCCGGGUUCCCACCAAUUUGGGCUCGCGGCCCCCGGGGAUUCGACAUAUGAAUACCUUCCUAAGGAGUAUAUGCUUUUAGGCGGUCUCAACGAUCAGUAUCGCACAAUGUAUGAGAAGACCGCGGAUGCGGCGCGAAAGCAUCUCCUCUUCCGGCCCAUGAUCAAAGACGACCGUGACGUCCGCUUUUUAGCUACCGUCACCAAACCCCGACCGGACGCCGAAUUCGUCUAUCAGUAUGAGGGGGCACAUCUGACCUGCUUCGCUGGCGGCAUGUUUGCCAUUGGAUCCAAAUUGUUCGGAAUUGACAGUGAUCUUAAACUCGCAGCUAAAUUGACGGAUGGAUGUGUAUGGGCGUAUGAGUCUACGAAGACCGGUAUCAUGCCAGAACAAUUUCAGAUGAUACCCUGCAAAGACAAUGAACCGUGUGUGUGGGACGAGGCUAAGUAUUGGAAGGCUUUGGAUCCUAACGAGGAGCAACGCCUUGCUAAGGGUAGGAACCAGAAAGAGCUUAUCGCGAAGACGGAGGAAAAGAAGGAUGAAAUGAGAGGAAUCCAGACCAACGGGACGUCUCCCACUCCAAGAUCUCUUCGCGAGAAGCGUGACCCCGAGCGAGGCAAUUGGCACGUUAUUGCCAGCCCUACCCAUACUCCUAAACCUAGUGAUCUCAGCGACGUAGAGGGACGGGGCCCUAAAGGAUCUUCGACAGAUUCAACGCCGUCUCACGAAGAAUUUGCUUUGUCGCGGAUCCGGAACGAGCAUCUUCCGCCGGGUGUGGUCCGCAUUAACUCUCGCAUCUAUCUGCUUCGUCCCGAAGCCAUUGAGUCCGUCUUCAUCAUGUACCGCCUCACUGGUGAGGAACACUGGCGCGAGAAGGGUUGGAAGAUGUUUGAAGCCAUUGCCAAGUAUACUCGGACGGACAUAGCGCAUGCCACGAUCAAGGACGUCACCGUCGAAAAACCAACAAAAUCCGAUGAGAUGCAGUCGUUUUGGCUCGCCGAGACAUUGAAAUACUUCUAUCUACUCUUCAGUGAGCCGAACGUGGUAGAUCUAGACGAAUAUGUUCUGAACACUGAAGCGCAUCCUUUCAAGCGCCCCGUAUAUUACAUCUGGACGAUAACAGAUGAAUACCUCCAGACUGAAUUAGAGGUCACGAGAUGCUCGUACAAGCUGCUUUCAUCGAAAAUUUUCGCCUCACAUGCGGGUUACGUUCGGAGACAAAUGAUCUACGGUUUAUUGCAGGACGAUGAUCCGGAUACACUUUACCUAAUUUCGUCGUUUCUUCUGUUUGACGGUCGGCAGAAUGAAGUCGCACUACAAAUGAUGAACGAAGAGGGUGCAUUCCCACGUUUGUUAGAGCUCCUUCAAGUGCAAAACAGGAAGAGAGAGGUCGAGGGCGAUGGAGCGGGGCUUGAUCGACUUUUUAUGGACUUAAUCUAUGAGAUGUCAAGAAUCCAAAGAAUCAAGAUGGAGGAUCUGGUUCUCGUGGAUGAUGAAUGCAUUAAAAGCCUCUUUGAUAUCAUUGAAGAGCUCUCCUACGAUUCGAGUGACCCAUACCAUUAUACAGUAAUUCGAGUUUUGUUGGUUCUGAACGAACAAUUUAUGAUCUCAGCACACGAUCCCGUGGACGAGAAGAGCUCGACUCCAUUGACAAACAAAGUUAUCAAAAUCUUGUCAAUGCAUGGUAAUCUCUAUAAGACGUUUGGCGAGAACAUUAUCCUUCUUAUAAAUCGAGAAGCCGAAACGUCGCUUCAGCUUCUCACCCUAAAGCUACUGUACCUGAUAUUCACAACGCCCACGACCUUUGAGUACUUCUACACGAAUGACCUCCAUGUGCUGGUCGAUAUCUUAAUCCGAAAUCUUCUGGACCUGCCCGAAGAGGCUUCUGCUUUACGGCACACUUACCUGCGCGUUCUCUACCCAUUGCUAGCCCAUACCCAAUUGAAGACGCCGCCACACUACAAGCGAGAAGAACUGAAAAGAAUGCUCAGCAUCCUCGUCCGAGGUCAGCUUUCUAGCAACGAGAUCGACCAGGGUAAAAUCAUGCAUUUCGACGAGGUCGACGAAACGACAAGAAGACUCGUCAUUCGAUGUGCUACGGUGGACUGGCUGCGAGAUGAAGAGCCAGACGCUCAAUCUCCUAAAGAGCUCGAGGUAGAUACUACUACACCUUGUCCUGCAAUCCCAGAUGGCUGUCAUCCGGAGGCUGAGAUAGGUACACCUUUGGAGCCAACGACGUCACAGCCCAUUUCUCCCACAAGCACGGUUGGAAGCUCCCCUGUGGCUCUGUCUCCGACCAAUCUCGAUGGAUCGCCCAAAACAGAAGUAGUCAACCAAGCGCAACGCUUGGGCAUGCACUUGGAACCUGCAUCGUCGUCCUCCCUGAGCGUACAAGAAGUAGCCGCACAGCACGAGAAGCCAGGCGUCCUAACGCCGAGCCGCAAUCGGACUCAAAUAGCGACAACGGACCGCCCAUCCAGCCCCAACAAACCAAAGAUCAAACCACUACCACCGAAGUCAAGACGCUGGCGUGGACGACGCACCACUGGAGACGAAAACGACAAGAUCCCCGAAGAGCCAGGAAUAGGACCCGGAACAAGCGCAAGUCCAAGUCCCGUCACACCCUCAACACCAUCUAUCCCACAAGAACCCUCCGACAGAAGGGGUUCAACAACCACAUCCGGCCUUGUCCCUCCCAUCCCAGCCCAAGGCCGUCGCUCCGCCUCAAACCCACCCCCAGCUGUUCCCCCGCCGAGACGCUCUACCCUCCAGUAG
Aspergillus nomiae NRRL 13137 is the source of this 4224-nucleotide messenger RNA. RefSeq lists its product as uncharacterized. Gene Ontology annotation, cellular component: endoplasmic reticulum; Golgi membrane. Lineage: Eukaryota; Fungi; Ascomycota; Eurotiomycetes; Eurotiales; Aspergillaceae. Bases 1 to 4224 code for a protein of 1407 amino acids. The record is from RefSeq and is a predicted model, not a curated record. Gene Ontology annotation, molecular function: calcium ion binding; mannosyl-oligosaccharide 1,2-alpha-mannosidase activity. The transcript is spliced from 8 exons. Gene Ontology annotation, biological process: N-glycan processing; carbohydrate metabolic process.